UUUCAACGUCUCGGCAUGGAACCAUUUGGAGAUAGAGCGUCCCAGCUGCAUCACGUGCUAGUCAUGGCCAUGAAGAAGCGCUACGUGAAGCGCAUAGUGCGUAAAGUGAUAUUCCUAGUGCUCAUAGUCGCCUUCAUCUCCUUGGUAACCACUAUGAUCGUGGAGAAGCGUCUGGGUGGCACCAAAUCAUCGGAUGAGGCCGACGAAAGCAAUCUGGAUCCCAACGGAGAUGCAAUAACACCUGAAUUCAGAGCAGCCAAUGUGCCACCGACACGUCGCCCACCUCGUCCUCCCUUCCAGGAUCGCAAUGCGGUGCGACAGGAGCCGAGGGUGGAACCAGCACAGAAACAGGUACACAUUCAUAUGUUCACGCUGCCAUCGCCGCAAGGUGAACGGAAGGACUGGAACGACCUCGAGGCCAUCGCAGCUGACAAGUUACGUUCCGGUCUUGGAGAGCAUGGUCUUCCUGCCAAGAUUGAAGAUCCCGCCGAGCAGGAGCUGGAACAACAACUCUACCGGAAGAACGGCUUCAAUGGGCUGCUCUCAGACAAGAUCUCAGUCAAUCGCUCAGUGCCCGAUGUUCGCAAGGAGGAAUGCAAAACACGACAAUAUCUCGCCAAGCUCCCCAGCGUCAGCGUGGUCAUCAUCUUCUACAAUGAACACUUUAAGACUCUACUCCGCACAGUCUACAGUAUUAUCAAUCGCAGUCCGGCGGAGUUGCUCAAGCAAAUUGUGCUCGUGGAUGAUGGCAGCGAGUGGGAGUCGCUUAAGCAACAGUUGGAUGACUUCGUCUCCCUACACUGGCCAAAACUCGUUGACGUGGUGCACAACCCCGAACGACGUGGCUUGAUUGGAGCCCGUUUGGCGGGUGCUAAGGUCGCCACCGCUGAGGUCAUGGUUUUCUUUGACUCCCACAUUGAGGUCAACUACAAUUGGCUUCCCCCGCUAUUGGAGCCCAUUGUCAUCAACAAUAAAAUAUCGACUUGCCCCAUUGUAGAUAUCAUUGACCACAACAACUUUGCCUACAAUGGAGGAUAUCAGGAGGGAACCCGAGGCGGCUUCGACUGGCGCUUCUUCUAUAAACAGCUGCCAGUGUUGCCAGAGGACAGUGUGGACAAAUCCCUGCCAUAUCGCAGUCCUGUUAUGAUGGGAGGCCUGUUUGCCAUCAACACAGAGUUCUUUUGGGAUCUGGGUGGGUACGAUGAUGAACUCGAUAUUUGGGGAGGUGAGCAAUACGAGCUGAGCUUUAAAAUCUGGAUGUGUGGAGGCAUGUUGUUGGAUGUACCCUGUUCCCGUGUGGCCCACAUAUUCCGUGGUCCCAUGGAUCCACGUCCCAAUCCGCGUAACUACAACUUUGUGGCAAGGAAUCACAAGCGUGUGGCUGAGGUUUGGAUGGAUGAGUACAAGGAAUACGUCUACACAAGAGAUCCCGAGACCUAUGACAAUAUUGAUGCUGGAGAUUUAAGUCGACAACGUGCGAUUCGUGAGAGAUUGAAGUGCAAAUCCUUUGACUGGUACAUGAAAGAAGUUGCACCCGACUUUCUAGUGAAGUUCCCUCCAGUCGAGCCGCCUUCGUAUGCAUCUGGCGCCAUUCAGAGUCUGGGCUAUCCGGAGUACUGCAUUGAUGCCAUGAACUUGCCUGUCAGCAAUCCUGUGGGUCUAUAUUUCUGUGCCGAGAAUUUAACAUUCCCCCAGGCAAAUCAAAAUUGGAUUCUCACCGCGGAUCGCGAACUGCGUCGCACUGGCGAUGGCGAGUGUCUGGAUGUUCAGGAUUCACACGCCAAUGCCACUGUCUGGAUGUGGGACUGUCAUAAUCAAGGUGGAAAUCAAUUCUGGUAUUACGAUCGCCAGCAUAAAUGGAUCGUCCAUGGGAUGGGCAACACUCGCUGCCUGGAGGCCAUUAUCGAAAACAACGUGGCAGCCGUUUUUACCAAUGAAUGCCAGGUGAACAACGAUCGACAACGCUGGACAUUUGGCGUCAUCAAUAACGAGUUGUUAGAUCGUUUCUUUGACAAUAUCUAGGAGGAAUCUAGGCAUUAUUCUAGAUCGGAUCGGUUGGACUUACAUAAACUUCUCAAUAUAACUUAAUCUUAUUUUAUUGUAAUCUCUUAUUGCAGGCACUCUUAAUAAAAUUAAAUGCUUUGUGCUUGCUUUUGACAUGAGUAGCCUUUAACAACCCUCUAAAAUUAAAUAUUUUAUAAAUUUA
This is a messenger RNA of Drosophila innubila, 2206 nucleotides long. RefSeq names its product N-acetylgalactosaminyltransferase 4-like. The record is from RefSeq and is a predicted model, not a curated record. Lineage: Eukaryota; Metazoa; Arthropoda; Insecta; Diptera; Drosophilidae. Gene Ontology annotation, cellular component: Golgi apparatus. The transcript is spliced from 4 exons. Bases 16 to 2022 code for a protein of 668 amino acids.